Molecule: messenger RNA, 3882 nt
Organism: Uncinocarpus reesii 1704
Lineage: Eukaryota; Fungi; Ascomycota; Eurotiomycetes; Onygenales; Onygenaceae
Exons: 2
Coding region: 1-3882 (1293 amino acids)
Source: RefSeq, a predicted model, not a curated record
AUGUACGGCAGUCAACCCCCUCCUCAAUCCUACUAUCAAACCGGGCCGCCUGCUUCAUAUCCUGAAUGGCAGCAGAGCACGCCGGCAGAACAUGCGCCGCCAUGGAGAGUAUCACAGGCGUCUCCCCCGCCGCCCACCCAGCCUCCUUCCGCAACGCCCCAACCGACGGCGUCCUUGUAUAACCCGAAUAUGUACGGGCCUAUGCCUGGUUCCACGGCUUCUCCCGCACCUGACCACGUUCAGCAAUCUCAAGCGCCUCCUCAUAUACCAUCGCCGAACAUAGAUACGUCGAGUUGGGGGCCUCGUCCAGAAAGCGGACUUGGUCAACCACAGUUCCAAUCGCAUCUAGGACAGCAGCCGAUGUGGAACCCAGCGCAGCCUCAGCAAUCUUAUUAUCCUCCAAACUUACCUACGCAUUUCCCUGAACAGCAACAGCAACAGCAACCGCAGCCGCAAGCGCCGCAAUAUUGGCAGCCUCACCCAUAUGCGGAUCCUAAUUCUGGCAUCAACCAGUCAAUCCCCCCCAAACCCCCGCCAAUACCGCCUGCAUAUCAAGCAGAAGUGCAGCAGCAGCAACACCAACAGCAGCAACAAGCCCAGAAUUGGCCAAAUGCACCGAUCUACUCAGCCCACCCGUCAACGCAUCACUAUGACCCGCCCCAGCACCACCAACAGCAGCAGCAGCAGUCACCAGUGCCGCCUCCGCCUCCUCCCGCGGCGCCUCUUCCCCUAUCACAACCUCAACUUUCCGUGACUCAAACGGGACAUGCAGAUUCCAAGGACUCGGACAUUUUCGGCGGCGCGCCCCCUCAACACAAUGUUGCUGAGGAGCCUUCUACCUUUCCGCCGAAUGAGUCGUCCCUCCCACCACCAAUUUCGUCUGCUCCUGACCCAAUCGUGACCGCUGCCCCAGAUUACAUGUCACCACCUGUCCUCGCGCCGACAUUACCGGUGACAACACAACCUCCAACUUCAGCAGCAGGUGCUUCCGCGUUGGGCUUAGGGGGACCUUCUGAUUGGGAACAUUUUUCUUCUGGCCAAGAGGAAGUGGACGACACAGAAACAUUCAAUUUCAAAUCACAAAAGCCACCUCAUGAAGCGGGUACAUUUGAGCUUGCCUCCGACAUUCCUCCAAUCACUACUCGGCCGGAGACACCGAAGCCAGCCUUACAGCCCCCAGUGUUAUCUACACCUAUAGAGCAGAAUCAAUCACAAUCAGAUCGUGUCUCGCCCAUUUCGUCUGUCGACUUUAGGACUCAACCUCCGGCCCCUUCCCAACUUCAGCACGAGGACCGCAUGAAUAGCGUAGACUCCUUUUCGAGUGUCGUGUCAGCAGAAGAUAGCACAGGGCAAAUCGACAAUGUCAUAAAGCAAUGGUCACAGCCCAUAAUAACUGAAAAUACGCCGCCUGCUGAAACGGAACAACCGCCGAAACAGGAACCUCCUGCUCCAGCCAUUUCCGAGCCUGCUGCCGAUCGUGUAGCAACCCCUAUACCCCAGCUGCAACCUUCGUUGAUUCAAGCGUCCCCAAAAAGCACUUCGCCAGUGCAAUCCAAAGUUGAGCAGCCUUUGACCCAAUCGGUCACGACUAUCGCCGAUCCCUAUGCUGACCUUGACCCCUGGUAUAAAUCAUCGUUGACGCGAUAUGUCACCAUGUUACGAAAGGAAAUGGCGACUGAAUCGGAAAGCGAAAAGUUUAAACUUUUUACUGCGUUUGUGACCAAAGAGUUAAAAUUACGGGAAAUCCUCUAUAACGUGGAAGUUAUUCCGGAAAUUGUUAAAAUUAAGCCGACAGAUGGCUCUGAAGGUACAAAACCUGCCGAAUCGCCUAAAGAGCGUAGCAAGCCUGACCUAGAACGGCUUGACACCGAUUUACCAAUACCAAUAGACCUUGAAGACGACGUUAUCACUUACAGUCCGGGUGGUCGCCCCGUGCUGGGCUCUUCGUUACGACGUAAAACGGGGGAAAGACAAGCCAACACAGGCCUCCAACGUUCAGCGUCCAAUCCCACACCUCCCGCACAAAGUCGAACCCGAGCCGACACCUUGAAUGUUGGCAGCAAUGUUGGCAGCAAUGUUGGCUCUCCUAUAGUAACUGAACGUCCAAAAUCAGAGUUACCAAGGGCAACCUCAGUGCCUCCCGGGCGGUCACCCAUGAUCAAUCCCGAAACACCCGCUGCAUAUACCCCGUUUCGGUACCAGGAAGGCCCACAGAGAGGUUCACAGCCGCUUUCCUUUGAACGCCCAGCAUAUCAAGCUUACUCCGCUCUAAGGCAGGCAUCAGCAGAAAGUGGACGGACAAUGGCACAGCCAACCUUGCAACCGCGUCGAAGCCCGGAUACAUUGGGAGUAUCUCGUCCAGUCAGGGCAGAACACGAUGAAACUUUCUUGAGCUUGGUUCGGGAAAAAAGCGUUGCAUAUCGAGGGAAACGACCAGGAACUAGUUUACCAAAUAGACCUCCCACUGCGGAUCCAUUCAAGAAGGGGAUUACAACAGUAAUUUUAGAAGAUAUUCGAACCUUGGUUCCCUCGUCACGACCCAAUCCGGCUGCGGACAAACGAUUGUCCUCUGUUCGAGCUGAGUUAGAAAAUUUCCCUGAUAAUUUCAAUUUCGUAGAAAAGAGCCUAGAGGCAUGGGACCGUGGAGCGAACGCAAGACAAGUCCAAAUUGAUAGUCAGCGCCGAGCACGUCAGGAGGAAUCGGAACGCCAUAUUGACAACCUUUUCAAUGACAAGGAGAUUGGAUACUCUGAUAUCUCCGUUUUGGAAACAGAAUUUAAACAAACUGAGGCCCAAAAGCAACUCAACGAGGAGAGGAAAGAGUUCGAUAAAUUUGUGGAAAUCGUGUUUACGCGGGUGGACGAACGACUUAGGGCUGAGAUUGCAAGCCUUGAAAGCCAUUACAGAGAGGCUCUGGACCUUCUUAAAUCCGAACCGGAACCUGGAUCUAAAUCUAAACUUGGAAGGUUUCACUUGUCGUAUGUGAUGAAGGAUGCCAUCGACAUGUUCCGAAAAAUUGAAAUGCGCCACGAAAAACGGGUUCAAGCUGUCCUGGAACGAGAGAGAAGGAAGAAAAAGGUAGAGCGCCGCUAUUUUGUGUUCCUCGGUGAUUCACCAGCCUUGAAGCAAAUGGAUAAGGAUUUUGACGCCGCCGAAAAGCGCAUUCUUCUUGAUGCCGCAAAGGCCCGGGAUGACCGUGCAAACCAACUCAUGGAUGUAUUCGAUGAGGCGAGUAUUCGUGGAAUUGGCGAAAACCAAAGUAUCCUUGACGAUAUUUCUCUUAAAGUCGAAAAGCUCGACCCUAGCCUGGUUAAUGAUAUGCACAGCUUGCCACAGGAAGCUCAAGGCAUCCUUGAAUCAGCUUUGGAAUUUGUCCAAUUCCUCGGAAGCGAUUCGGAGUCCAUUCUCUCCAGCUUUGGAAUGGCGGACCGGCUGUUGAAUAACGCCGAUUACGAGGUUUCUGUUGCAGAAGCCAAAGUCGCCAAUGCUAGCCCUGAUAUUUUCCGCCGUCUCGAGGAAGAAAAGAAGAAAGAAGACCAGAAAAUCGAAGAUGAUCUGAUGUCCAGAAUGUCCGAUGUGCGGACCGGACAUCAGGAGAUAUUGAAAACCGUCAACGACGUGCUGAGCCAAAUGCAGAAAGCAGACACGGUAUCGAGUAUUGGCGAUGUAAGUGGAGGAGAAUACGGACCUGCGACGGGUCCUGGGACAGAAUCGGCUGGGAGUCUCACACUGGAAUCGAUUCAGGCCGCAACUCCGGUUUCGCCUUCGGGCCCUUCUGCUGCUCCAGAAUUGGUGGAGGAGCAAGGCCAGCAGGAGCGCCUCCGGAAGGCGCUUGAGGAUGCGAAACGGAGGAACGCGGCAAAGCAAGCUCCCCCUUCCUAG